AUGCCUAUUUUCUCAAGUAUAUCAUCUUUCUUCAACAGAAAUAAGAAACGGCUUUUAAUUGCCGGUGGUCUUACCGUUUCAGCAUAUUAUUUGGUAGACCAUUUUGUUCUUCAAAAGUUUCGAGACUUUCAAAAUAAUCUAAAGCAAGAAAUGCUUUUUAAAGAGCAAAUAAGAAGACGGUUCUUACAAACACAACAAGAUUGUCAUUACACUAUAUUGGCGCUAUUACCGGUGUUAACAGAUCCAGUAAUUGAAUAUUUACCAGUGGAAUUGAUUGCUCAGGCCUUGAAGGUAAAGAAGAAUAAUAACAAUAAUUCGCAACAACAAUUAUCUUCGUCAAAUGAGUUAACUGAUUCCAUGCUUACAACUGAUAACUUAAACAUUCAUGAAAACACAGAGAACCAACAAUUACAACAAUAUAUGGGUCACCUGAAAACUCAACUAUGGAAUUUAUUAAAGAUUAAGACUUUAACAAGAUCUUUAAGUUUACUCUAUUCCAUUAGUGGACUUCUUUUGAUAACUCGGUUACAAUUGAAUAUUUUAGCCAGAAGAUCAUAUUUGGAACUGGCCAUAGUAAUGGCAGGGGGGAAGUUGCCGGCCAACGAAAACAACCAAGCAAACUAUCAAAUUGAACAGAGUUAUCUCAGUUUGAGUUGGUGGCUCUUAAACAAUGGAUGGCUUGCUAUUACAAAGAUGAUUGAAGACUUGGUGAUUGAAAAGUUUUCAACUAUUAAUGCUAGGACAGAAGUACUGUUGUCUGAUUUCAAUGGGAUUCUAAGCGAAAUCAACCAAAGCAUCCAACAAGAACACAGUCAAGAGAUCGUGGCAUGCUUAUUCCCUAAUAAUUACGAUAAUUUAAUUACAACAUUACUUAACACCAACCCUAAUUUGGUUUCUGAGUUGGAUAUGUCGGAUUCCAACUUCCAUAAGUUGAUUUCAGAGACGAACUUUCUUGUCAAUAGUGAUUACUUUUCUGAAUUGUUUUUCAAAUUGAUCAAGAAUAGUCAAGAGACCUUGUUCUCAAAUUUGUGUCUCUUUUUGAAUUCAACUGUUCAACCAGAUAAGUUUGAGUUGAUAAAUGAAAACAAGAAAUAUAAGUUGGCCAAUUAUUUGGCCCAGUUAUCCGUACAAAACGGGAUUAUGGUUGAUAACAACCAUGAAGUGAACGAGUUCGACGAUAUAGGCACCGAACUCUCGGGUAAUAUCUACAUAAAUGGACUCAAUGCAAUGGAAGAGUUGGAUGAGUUUAGUGCUUCUAUAUAUUCCAACUUUGAGUAG
Messenger RNA from Lizanozyma spartinae, 1278 nucleotides. It is a transcript of the gene PEX3, whose product is annotated as Pex3p. Bases 1 to 1278 code for a protein of 425 amino acids. Gene Ontology annotation, molecular function: protein-macromolecule adaptor activity. Gene Ontology annotation, cellular component: peroxisomal membrane. The transcript has a single exon. Lineage: Eukaryota; Fungi; Ascomycota; Pichiomycetes; Serinales; Debaryomycetaceae. The record is from RefSeq and is a predicted model, not a curated record. Gene Ontology annotation, biological process: protein import into peroxisome membrane.